Messenger RNA from Vairimorpha ceranae, 201 nucleotides. RefSeq lists its product as hypothetical. The coding region runs from base 1 to 201 and encodes 66 amino acids. The record is from RefSeq and is a predicted model, not a curated record. Lineage: Eukaryota; Fungi; Microsporidia; Nosematidae. The transcript has a single exon.
AUGAAGCAAUGUUUUAGAAAUUACUAUUUAAAGAAAAAUAAUUUUAAAAUGAUGCAUGAAGAAAAUAAGAAGAGUAUUAGAAAGCUAUCGGACCUUAGACAUUGUUAUAUAAUAAAUAGUUUUAUUGAAAGAUAUUACAAGUUUGGUAGCUACCCUUCAGGGCAAGAUAACAUUAUAUAUAAUAAUAUACAUGAUGUAUAA